Dunckerocampus dactyliophorus (ringed pipefish) is the source of this 2121-nucleotide messenger RNA. It is a transcript of the gene nt5c3a, whose product is annotated as 5'-nucleotidase, cytosolic IIIA. The transcript is spliced from 8 exons. Bases 67 to 1062 code for a protein of 331 amino acids. Gene Ontology annotation, cellular component: cytoplasm. Gene Ontology annotation, molecular function: magnesium ion binding; 5'-nucleotidase activity. Lineage: Eukaryota; Metazoa; Chordata; Actinopteri; Syngnathiformes; Syngnathidae. The record is from RefSeq and is a predicted model, not a curated record.
CGUCAGUGUCGUCACAAGCGCAGCAGGACGCGACUCCUCUUGGCGGCGGAGCUUCAGCGUGCCGUCAUGGACAGGACGGCCGUCGUCAAAGUGGGUGCCGCUGCCAGUGCGAGCGUUUGUGCUCUGUUCGGCGGCGUGGUUCUGGCCCAGUACAUCGUCGCCAAAAAGAAGAGAGCGGGCAAGAAAACGAGAAUCAUUGAAAUGAUGCCCCAGUUUGAGAAGAAGACGGUUCACAUGAGAGACCCCGAGAGGGUGGAGCAGAUCAUCUGUGGCCUCAUCAAGGGAGGAGCCUCCAAACUUCAGAUCAUCACCGACUUUGACAUGACGUUAAGCAAGUUUGCAGUCAACGGGAAACGUUGUCCGUCGUGCCACAACAUCAUCGACAACUGCAGUCUGGUGUCAGACGACUGUCGAGAGAAGCUGCUGCAGCUCAAGAACAAAUACUACCCCAUCGAGAUCGACCCUCAUCUCACCAUGGAGGAGAAGUACCCCUUCAUGGUAGAAUGGUAUUUCAAGUCACACGCACUUCUGGUGGAGCAGAGGAUAGAGAAGGACAAACUCUCACAGGUGGUGCGAGAUUCUGACGCUGCACUCAGGGAAGGCUUUGAACAGUUCUUUGACCGCCUGCACCAGCACAACGUCCCCGUCUUCAUCUUCUCCGCCGGCCUGGGCGACGUCCUGGAGGAGAUCAUCCGUCAGGCGGGAGUCUACCACCCCAACAUCAAGGUGGUGUCCAACUUCAUGGACUUUGAUGAUAAUGGUGUGCUGCGGGGCUUCAAAGGCGAACUCAUCCACGUGUACAACAAACACGACGGUGCCCUGCGGAACUCCGAGUACUUCAAGCAGCUGAGGGACAACUGCAACAUCAUCCUAAUGGGCGACUCACUGGGUGACCUCAGCAUGGCCGAUGGAGUGCCCAAUGUGGAGAACAUCCUCAAGGUCGGCUUUCUCAACGACAAGGUGGAGGAGCGGCUGGACAAAUAUUUGGACUCUUAUGACAUCGUCCUAGUGAAGGACGAGACUCUGGAAGUGCCCAACGCCAUCCUCCAGAAGGUUCUAUAACUUCCUCUUCUUUCCAGCCACCACCGCCCCAAACACUGUCCACUACUAACACCUUCGUACAUGUCAUGAAUGAACAAUUUUAAACGUACACCCAGCAGCAGACUCUUUCUGUAGUUUGGGUCUCACUUGACCUGCUUGUAGUUUCCGUGGCCACACUCACUCUCUAUCUUCAUCAUGUUGCACACCAGUGUCUCUGAGUCCCCUGGAUGUAUUUGCCAUUAUGGUGGUCUUUAGUACCACAAGGCACGUACCUGCAGGUGGCGCUGCCGUGGCUCCGGACCAGAAAACAGGAAUCAGCGUGUGUUCAGCAGACAUCUAUUUGAACUUUGCAAAGGCGAUGCAAAAGGACCUUUUAAAAACAAUGAAAUUCUACUUAAAUAUGAAUGAAAGUGUGUUGCAGGAAUUCAGCAAGCUUCGUUUUUAAUUAUAUUUGAGAUGAUGAAAGUCUGAUUUGAGGUGAUGCACUUUAAGUUAGAUGUGAAUAUGAGAGUUAGCCAUUAAAAUUAGUGGAUGUACGCUCAUGUUUUAGUGGAUGUAUGAAAAAAAAGCCAUGUUUACUUGUAGCUAAAGCCCACUCUGCUUAUUUGAUUUGUUAACACUCGGAAGAAGAAGAAGCACUUUAUUCUACAGCUCAAACAUUCAUUUUUUAGCUUGUUGGUGACUCAUAAAUGUGUUUUUAUGAGUUAGGGCAGAAGUCAAUGCUAUACUGAAAAAAACCAAAGUUAAUGUGAGACCUUCUUUCUCUUGUAAAGUGAAAUGUUUUAGUGAUACAGUUUUCAGAUAUCAACAUGGUUAUCAUUCUUGUGUUUCACAUGUGCUGCUAUCACCUGCAUGUUGCCUUUUCUCAACUUGAUGUGGAAGGAAAGACGGAGAGGAGGAGGAGGAGGAUGUGUUUGAAACGGAAUAAUAUCUUUCAAUAUCUGUGAACCUCAUGUGGAAAUAUUUCCAAACGUAGAUUAAUGUGUUGUAUUUUUAUAAACAGAUGAAAUUUCUUUUUUUCCUGCGAUGGUGUGAUUUGAAAAUGAAAUUAAAACAUGUGAGGCCACAAAGUGCAUCAAA